AUGGUCAGAGGAAGUGCACGAAUUAAAGCUGGUGGUAUAAAUAUGGCUCAAGAUGGUCCACAAAUUAUCAAACCUCUAACAUUAAAUAUGAGUUUAUUUCAAUUUUUAAGAAGUGGUUAUUUUGAAAAAGAUCUAUUAACUUAUUGUGCUAAUCGUCUUGCUGAAUAUUCAUGUAUAUAUUGGCUUGAUCCUACAGUGAAUGGAAAUAGUGAUUCAAUGGAAUCGAACUUAGCGUUUACAACAAUGACUAAAAUAUGGAUUAGUUGUAUUUUUGUCAUGAAAGACGAAUUAAACAUGGUUGUUUUAAUGUCUAUGCAGAAACUUAAAACGAUAGAAUGGCAUAUGAAUAAUUAA
Molecule: messenger RNA, 354 nt
Organism: Schistosoma bovis
Lineage: Eukaryota; Metazoa; Platyhelminthes; Trematoda; Strigeidida; Schistosomatidae
Source: the annotation of a GenBank genome assembly